Sipha flava (yellow sugarcane aphid) is the source of this 2035-nucleotide messenger RNA. Its product is annotated as eukaryotic translation initiation factor 4 gamma 3-like. The record is from RefSeq and is a predicted model, not a curated record. Bases 841 to 2028 code for a protein of 395 amino acids. Gene Ontology annotation, molecular function: mRNA binding; translation initiation factor activity; protein binding. The transcript is spliced from 11 exons. NCBI's taxonomy places the organism in Eukaryota, Metazoa, Arthropoda, Insecta, Hemiptera, Aphididae. Gene Ontology annotation, cellular component: eukaryotic translation initiation factor 4F complex.
UUUCGCCUUGAGUUUCUUUUAAACUUCUUCAAUUUAAUUUCUUCUAACUGCAGUAUUUAACAAAAAUGACUUGUAACUGCAUACUAAACUUAAUACGCUCAGGAAUUCCACAUUCUCACAUUAUCGAAGGUUUAUUUAUAAAAUUGGCAACAUGUGUCCGCAAUAGUGUAAUGUUUGGGGGUCUGCUGAUAAACUAUAAUUUCGAUUAAAAAGGUUGCCCCGAUAAGAACCGUCCGCAGUCGUAUAUCACCGAGGCUAAUAACCAUAAGAUGUUGAAGCCUUUAUCUCAAAUUAAAAAAAAUAAAUAAAAAAACUUGUUCUCUGAGAUUAAAACGAUUAAACGAAUAAAUCGAUUUUUAACGAGAUUAUAUCUUAAAACCUUUAUGUCCGUGAUAUAAUUAAAGAAAUUAAGUCUAAAAAAAAAAAAAAACGUAUUUCUUAACGCUCAAAAUGUACAUUUUAAUUAAUUAGCCGGCCACAUUGAAUGCUCGAAUAGCCGGUUCGCAUGUUUGUAUCCAAUACGAAUCACACUCUCGUUAGAUACAAAAAUAGGUACAACACUUUCGUGCAUUAAACACGAAUAUUGUUAGUUUACAGCCAUCUGGAUUUGACUAUUGGAUAGUAACAUAAUUAUUUUCCGUGAUCACAAUCUAAAUUAUGUAUGCGUGAAUAUACGAUUUUGUGAUCCGCGCUAACAAUUGGUUUGAUCAUUUUUGUGUGAUGUUUUGCAUCUUAUAAACCAUUAAUUUCAUCAACGAUCAUCAAUCUCGGUCGUAUAAAAUACUGUCAAGUCCAGAUUACAGUUGAAAGAAAUAUUUGUUUUUUCAUUUAACAACAACUAUGGAAAUUAGUUGUAAACCGGUUGAAAUAUUUAAUAUGGUACAAUCAAUUGUCCAUCGCAUAAAUAUUAACAAUUUUGAUAAAAUGGCAAAAACAAUUAUUUCCAUACCGAAGAGAACAAUUUAUAUAUUCGAAAACAUUGUGGAUAUAAUUUAUUUUCAGGCUUUAAAUAGAUCAAAUUUCGCAGUUUUAUACGCACAGUUAUGCGCAUACAUGGUCAAUGAUGGUGCGUUUAACACACUUCACAAUUCUAAGGCAACUUUUCAGAAAGUCUUAGCCCAAAAAAGCUUUGAUGAUUUUACGUCAUACUAUUCUCGUACUCCUCAAAAAGAAGUACACACAUUAAAAGAAAAGUUUAUGAACAGUAAUAUGACACCAUAUAAUUUCAAGAAUAGAUUGAAUAAUUUUCAUUUCCAAUAUUAUAAUAGGUCUUUAACCCAUUGCAAAUUUAUCGGUGAAUUAUUCAAACAAGGGGCUUUUACCGAAAAAAAUAUAAUGGCGUUCAUUAACGAAUUAAUGAAAGUAAAAGAUGUUCUAAAUAUUCAUUGUUUAUGUAUAAUAUUACAAAUAGCAGGACCAAAACUAUCAAAAACUCAUAAUUUGGACAGUAUAGUAUAUCGUAUUUUAUUAUUUAAAAUUAAAAAUUCUGACCUCAUAAAAAUUUCACCAACUUUAAAGUCUUUGAUAUUCAAAAUACAAAACUUGAAUUUAAAAGGUUGGAUAAAUGAAGAACCUGUUAUGUUAAUUGAGGGCAAUGAGAAACAUAGUUCAUUUGAAAAAUUGCCAGAGCAAUUAAAAAAAUCAUAUGAAUUUAAAUCAUAUACUGUAAUGGCCCAGUGUAUUAUUGAUGAAUGUAUUGUUGUUCUUAACAAUUUUGACACGAAGAAAAGUAUCAAUGAAAUUGUACAUAUGUUAAAUAAUGUUAACUCAUGGAUAAAAUAUGAUCAAGUAUCAUUUAUUGUUUCUAUGAUACAUAUAACACUAAAAGAAAAUCAAAGUAUUCGCCAUAAGGCUGGUAUACUUUUAGACAAACUUGUUAUAGAAGGCUUGUUAUUAAGUAAUUCGGUUUUAUCGGGAAUUGACAAAGUAAUGGAUGACUCAGAAAUGGAGAUAGAAUUUCCAAGAUUAUCAGAUUUAAUAUUCGACAUCACUAAUAGGCUUACAUAUCUUGAUAUGAAUUCAGCUUAAUAUUGUU